Messenger RNA from Mercurialis annua (annual mercury), 3642 nucleotides. RefSeq lists its product as uncharacterized. Gene Ontology annotation, cellular component: nucleus. The transcript has 5 exons. The coding region runs from base 194 to 3583 and encodes 1129 amino acids. Gene Ontology annotation, biological process: DNA-templated transcription. NCBI's taxonomy places the organism in Eukaryota, Viridiplantae, Streptophyta, Magnoliopsida, Malpighiales, Euphorbiaceae. The record is from RefSeq and is a predicted model, not a curated record.
UUUGCACUUGUUUUUAUUUUAAUUUUAAUUUUUUAAUCUCUCUCUCUUGUAGAUUAGAUUUCUAGUUUCUAGGGUUUGCGUUCAACAAAAAAAUAAAAUCCUCUCUCUCUCACCUCACUGGUGCUCUUCCCCAACUCUUUUCCCCGGCGAUAGUCUCUUCGUCGUCAAAUAUCCGAUCAGUUGUCAUGACUACAUGAUGUCGAACAAUUUCAUGUCACAACAGUUGCCAAUACAUAGCAUUCAAUUGGGUAAGGUGGAACCCAUGUCAAACAAAUUGGAUCAUUCGUCUGUGCAAAUGGGAAUAACGGGACAGGAUAAUAAUGCCACUAUGUCGGUGGAAAAUAUGCAAACGGGUAUGUUGGGAUCUGUUGCACUAUCACAGCAGAUACCAGCAUCAGUCAACUCAGCUCAGACAUUGGAAUCUAUGCCUAACAACCGUGUUUUGCAGAAACUGUCUGUAGCAAACAUGCAAAUGGGACAGAUGGAUCCGCGAGCAAAUAAUCUGAUGCAGCAGCAGCAGUUCUUCUUUCAUAGCAAUAUGGGAGCUCAGCAGCCUACAAUGCUGACUAAGCGUAAGGCACCGAUAGAAUCUAUAUCUAACAGUCCUGGGUUGCAGAAGUUGAUGAUGCCUAACAAACGGAUUGCGCAGGUGGAACAUAGACCAUGGCUGCAGCAUGCAUCUACACCAAAUAAAUUACCAGUCCAAUAUCAACCUAGUUCCAGCCCUUCUGGCUCGCAACGCUCACAAGCUCAGUUUAAGAGGUCAACAUCCAUCAAACCCGGGCUGCAGCAGUCAUCAGCUCAUAAAACCCAAAGUGGGCAGCCUUCUCCCAAGGUUCAAAGUGAGUCAUCUGAAUCUAUGAGGUCAAGACUAAGGGAGUCGUUGGAAGCUGCUCUAGCUUUGGUUUCUCAAGAGCAGGAUGCACCGGCUUGUAAAAACCCUGGGAAUGAAGAUGCUAGUGCUUCUGGAAAAAUGCAUGAAACUUCCCAACUUUCUGGGCAAGAUUCAGGAACUGCUUAUCCUGGUAAUGAUGUCUCCGAGGAGGCAAAGGGGUCUUUGCCUGCCAAUGAGGAUUCGUUAGCCUCAGGUCACAGUACUGCUCAUGAAGUCUCCUCCAACAAUUCUGGUAAUUCCGCACAAUCCUUGAAAAAUGAGGAACAAUCAACUAUUAGCUUGCGCGAUGAGGAUAAUUCAUUUAGUGACUCUUUUUUUGUCAAAGAUGAGCUUUUACAGGGAAAUGGAUUGUCAUGGGUAAUGGAAUCUGACAUAGGAGUCGCAGAACAAAACAACAUUGAAACUCCUCUAAAACAGCAGGAUCUAGAGAUUUCUUGUGAUAUGAAUCGAUCAUCAGCUUUUUCAUCACCUGAAGUUGUAGCAUCUGAAAUUGAAAAAGAACUCUAUAAGUUAUUUGGUGGAGUAAAUAAGAAGUAUAAGGAGAAAGGAAGAUCUCUUUUAUUUAAUCUAAAAGACCGUAAUAAUCCAGAAUUGAGAGCAAGAGUUAUGUCAGGAGACAUACCCCCUGAGAAACUUUGCUCAAUGACAGCAGAGGAGCUUGCAUCUAAGGAGCUUUCUGAGUGGCGGAUGGCAAAGGCCGAGGAACUUGCUCAGAUGGUGGUAUUGCCUGCUACAGAUAUUGAUAUGAGGCGAUUGGUGAGGAAAACACACAAGGGUGAAUUUCAAGUGGAGGUUGAGCCAGCAGAUAGUGUCUAUACAGAGGUUGCCAUUGGGGAAAGUUCACUCACUCAGAUGCGGCCAACACCGAAAGAGAAGGAAGUCUCUUCCCCCUCGAAACCUGAUAAAAUCAAAGAGAAGGGAAAUUCUGGGAGUGAAAAGGGUACCUCAGAUGAUAACGAAGUUAUCAUGAUUCCUUCUAAUGAAGGGAAUGACUUGAUGCAAGGGCUCAUGGUAGAUGAUGAAUUGAAAGAUGUGGAAUUCCUUCCUCCAAUUGUAUCCCUUGAUGAGUUCAUGGAGUGUCUUAGUACAGAGCCACCAUUUGAAAAUUUGCCGGUUGAUAGUGGAAAAACAACAUCCAUCUCUGAUAAGGAUAAUUCGCAAGUCAGCUCGGUAUCCAAAUCUCCAGAUGCAACUCUCAGAGAUCCUGAUGAUACAACCACUGGUAAACCUGAAGCUACGGAUGAUAAACACAAAAAUUUUGAUACUGAUGGAAUUUCUACUGACAAUCAUGUGAAAUCAGAAACAUCGCCUCUUUUCUUCGUACCCAAGGGUGAACGUGUUUGGGAAGGCUUGCUUCAGCUGAAUAUCUCCGUGAUGGCUUCUGUUAUUUGCAUUUUUAAAAGUGGUGAAAAAACAUCCGGUAAAGACUGGCUUGGCCUUAUCGAGAUAAAGGGAAGAGUAAGACUAGAUGCAUUUGAGAAGUUCCUCCAAGAGCUUCCGAUGUCCCGAAGUCGCGCUGUUAUGGUUGUACACUUCAUUUGCAAGGAGGGGUCCUCAAAGAGUGAGAGUACGGGUCUCAAAGAGGCUGCUGAUUCAUAUAUUAUGGAUAGCAGAGUGGGUUUUGGUGAGCCUGCCCCAGGGGUUGAGCUUUAUUUCUGCCCCCCUCAUUCAAAGACCGUUGAAAUGCUUGGCAAGGUCCUUCCGAAGGAUCAAGUUGAUGCCCUCAAUGCCAUUGAUAACGGUCUAAUUGGUGUUAUUGUAUGGAGAAAAUCACCACCAGCUUCAACCGUGUCACCCAAGCACAUUUCUAAAAAGCAACACUUGUCUUCUAGGAGAACCCGAGAAAAAGAUGCUAUUCCUAAUGUCAAUGUCUCGGCUAAGCAGCCAUUACACCAUUGCGGACGUCCUGCAUCUACAAGUUCUAAACCCGAUGUCAGCAAUGAUGACGACGAUGAUGAUUUGCCUCCCGGGUUUGGACCACCAGCUACUCGGGAAGACGACGACCUGCCUGAGUUCAAUUUUUCAAGUGGUCCUGUUACACCGAGAUCCCAGUUGUCAAGCCAGGGUCAAGGAGUGCCUCAUUUUCAGUCCCUGCCCCAGGCACCUGCUCGUCCUGUAGAUCAAAUGAGAGAGCUUGUACAUAAAUAUGGACAACCUAAAACUAGUAGCUCAUCAGGAAAUUUGCAGGAUAAACGAGGUGGUGUUGUGAUGCAGCCAUGGGAUGACGACGACGACAUGCCCGAGUGGCGUCCGGAAGAUAACAAACCACAAGUUACACACCCGCACCCACAUUCACAUCCACACCUAGUGCAUGGACAACAGCCGGGUUUACAUACAAAUAUUGUACAUGAAACUCAACAUCAACAAAUGGCACGCCCAGCCAUGCCCAUGUUACGCACCAAUGUAGUGCAAGAAACUCUAAGACCAAUAGCACAGGCAGCCAUGCCUUUGCAGCCCCAAAUGAAUGUUAUGCAUGCCCCACAAAACCCAUGGCAACAGGGACCAUGGAUGGUUCCCCAAAACACAGUUCCUUCAUGGCAGCAGGGACCAUGGAUGGUUCCUAAUCCUAACUCCGGUCCUCGCGCCCCUGCUGUCUAUCCACCGAACGGUGGGCAGUAUUAUGGGGCUCCAGGACCGGAAGCUGGGCAGCCAUGGCGUAGAGAUGCUCCUACAAGUAGAGGUUUUUGAAAUCUUGUAUUAGCUUUUGAAAUCCUUUGUAAUGUUAGUGUUAUAGUCUCUUUUAUUUA